This is a messenger RNA of Dermatophagoides pteronyssinus (European house dust mite), 2544 nucleotides long. It is a transcript of the gene Ptp36E, whose product is annotated as protein tyrosine phosphatase 36E. The record is from RefSeq and is a predicted model, not a curated record. Gene Ontology annotation, molecular function: protein tyrosine phosphatase activity. Gene Ontology annotation, biological process: protein dephosphorylation. NCBI's taxonomy places the organism in Eukaryota, Metazoa, Arthropoda, Arachnida, Sarcoptiformes, Pyroglyphidae.
GCGAUUUUUCAAUGCAAUCGAUUUGUUUUGUUUUUGUGUGAAUGAAUUUUAAUGUUUGUUCAAUCUGGUGAAUUUUAAUUGAAACAAAAAAUAAUUUCCUUUUCCAAUCUUUAAACUUGAUGGAUCCGGAAGUUUUAUUUGAAAAUGAUUCGGAUAUUAUGAAAUCGGCACCUCGGAUUAAGCUGAAAAAAACAAAAAAACAUUAUCGUCGAAAAAAACCGACAUUAAAAAAGGCGGCAACAACAGCCGUUUUACCGUUUAAAAAACUUCAGCUAUCCAUAUUUAAUAGCCGAUUUAUACCGAUUGAACCUAAUCCGGACAAUGCAUAUCAAUUCUUACCAAAACAACCAAUGGAUUUUGAUACAUUCGAAAAACAUAUGAAUGAAAUACGUAAAUAUGAAUGCUUGAUUAAAAUCGAAUUCGAGGCAUCAUCACGUAAUGAAAUUUACACCAAACAUGGUACUCGACAUGCACAUAAAUCUAAAAAUGAAUUGAAAAAUACAUAUCCGAAUCGUGUUCCAUAUGAUUUUAAUCGUGUAGUAUUGUCCAAAGAUCCAUUGGAUGAAGAAGAUUCGGAUUAUAUUAAUGCAUCAUAUGUAGAUAGUAUUUUGAAACCGAACGCUUAUAUCGCAGCGCAAGGUCCAAAUGAAUAUACGAUUUCGGAUUUUUGGAGAUUAAUAUGGGAACAACAAUCAUUUUUGAUUGUCAUGUUAACCAAAGUAUUUGAUUUUAUACGAGUUGAAUGUUGCCAAUAUUGGCCAAUGGAAGAACAUAAACCUGAAAUGUAUGGUCUUAUUGAGGUGAUAUUGUUGAGUGAAGAACAGCUUGCUGAUUUUGUUAUUCGUACAAUGCGAAUACGAAAACCUGGACAAUUAGUGAGACGAAAAGUAAAAAAAACACGAUUAGUACCUCGUAAUCUACAUAAAGAAGUUAAUGAUCAAAAAUUGGAAAUGUUAGACGAAGAUGAACAGGAACAAGAAGCAGCAAAUGAAUCGACAGAUCGAUUUCGUGAAUCAAAACGAUCUCGACUUUCUGCGAGCACUCGGGCAACACAAGAAUCAAUACUAUCGCAUAGUACAAACAAAAAUUCAUUAACAACAGGUAGUGUAAAAACUAAAUCGAAAAAAGCCUCUUUCACAACAGCAACUGUUUAUGAUGAAAUCGAAUACGAAGAAGAGAUUGAAGAGGAUGAUGUACGAAUCAUCUAUCAGCUUCAUUACAACAGUUGGUCUUCGCAUACAUGUCCAUUUCCAAAUUCGAUUCUUCAGUUUCGUCGUCGUGUACGAAUCUAUCAACAGGAAGUAAUCAAAGAUGAAGGCGAUAGAGUUGGACCAACAAUUGUCCACUGUAGCAAUGGUUGUGGUAGAACUGGUGCUUUUCUUUGCAUCGAUUCAAAUCUAGAAUUGGCCGAAGAGGAUGGCCUAUAUGAUGUAUUUGGAUAUACCAAACGACUCAAACAUGCAAGACGUGGAUUGAUUGAAAAUCGAGAUCAGUAUAAAUUUGUUUAUGAAACCUUAGAGGAAGCACAUAUCUGUGGUAAAACAUGGUUCCCGGUGAAUGAUUUAGCUACACAAAUUAAACUUAAAUCUCAAAAAUGUACAAUGACUGGAUUGAAUCAAUAUCAAGUGGAAUACAGAAAAAUACAAAAAAUGACCAAAUUGCCGACCAUUGGUGAUUGUGCUGGUGGACAUCGUGUUGAAAAUCGGGAAAAAAAUCGUGAUGUAUCUACAGUACCACCUGACAAUUUUCGUCCAUAUUUGACGUCAUUUCAAAGCAAUGAUAAUACCGAUUAUAUCAAUGCUGUUUUUGUUGAUGGUUAUACACGAUCAAAGGAAUAUAUUAUAACAGAAUGGCCAUUAAAACGUACCAUACAGGAUAUAUGGUCAUUAAUCUAUGAUCAUGAAUGUAAUUCAGUGAUUAUAUUGGAUAAUCCAAACAUGCCAAAUGAAUAUCCAUUUUUUUGGCCAUUAGAACGAUAUAAGAAACAAAAAUAUGGCCCAGUAUUUAGUGUUGAAAUGGUUUCAAGUGCUCAUUAUCCGAAAAUCAAAACAUGGAUUUUUAAGAUAAAUAAAAAAGUAGUAUCAUUAACCGAAUUAAUGGCAGGUGUAAAAGCCGAACCAAAAACUACACAAUUCUUUCAGAUUACCUGUUGGCCAUUAGAUCAUAAAGUGCCAACAUCAACCAAUGCCUUAGUAGAAUUGAUGAAUAUGGUUGAACGAUGGCGUCAACGAACUAAUUAUGGUCCAGUAAUUGUUGUUUCAUAUAAUGGAAAAUCACGAGCCGGUGUAUAUUGUGCUGCCAAUUUUGCAAUGGAACAAGUCGUUCAACAUAAUGAAGUGGACAUUUUUAAUGCUGUGCGUACUGUACGUCGACAUCGACCACAUUUAGUUGAAAAUAUGACUGAAUAUAAAUAUUGUUACGAUCUUCUAUUCCACUAUGUAACCCAUUAUCUUAACAAAGAUAAAGAUGGAAAUUGAGAACACAGAAUUAACCCCUAUAUAUUCAAAGUCCAUUUGUACCCGAAUAAUUUUUAUGGUUGAAUAA